CCGAAACCAUCGGCGCGGUGGCCACACCUCCCCCUCCGCCGCCCGCCGCCGCCCACCGUUGCCCCUAUCCGUGGGCUGGCCUGGACCCAAGAUCCAUCCGGUCCGGACGCGGCUACCUUCCCUUCCGUUGGCACUCAUUCAUUAGCUCAUACAGGAUCAUUCUCUACCGCUGUGAGGUCAAUAUGAAGGGAGACCUGUAAAUUGUGUACCAUAGUAGGUUUAGUUUUCGUUUUCUCCAUCUGUUCUGGCCCAUGGCAUCGCCACAAGAAUCCAAACCCUUGUGCUUAAAGCGCAAGCUCGACGACUGCUUGUCAAAAGAGUGCAAGUCUCGCCGAGUCAAAGUUGACAAUGGACCCCAUGAUCCAUCUGCCAAACUGUGCAAGUGUUGUUGCACACGACCUAAUCUUGCCAGUGAUUGUGUCAAUUUCCUGAAAAGUGGAGUUCCUAGCCGUAUCGUGUUUUACAAACAAGGUUCUUGGCACAAUUUUCCCGAGUUAAAAAUGAAGUCCCUGAUGGAAGAAUUUAAAGGUGGCAAAUCUAGUGUUGUGACUGUGAUGGAUGAUGAGGCUGUUCUUGUCGAUUUCUUGUCAAUGACUCUGGUCAACCUAAAAACCAGAAAGCAGCGAUCUGUUGCAUGGUAUGAUGAUACGGGAAAGGGCUUUUUUCCUUCUCUGUUCUUUGACGAGCAAGCUGAUGAAAUGACCAAUGUUGACUCUGGUAAAGUUGAUGACAGUGCACCGGGAAUAAUGUCUGAUAAGGUUGUAAAUUCUCCACCAGAAGUGGUGAAGCAAGUUGUUCUUGAAUCUAGCCCCCCGGAUCCACAGAAGCCUUCCACUGCAGAUGUAUUACGCAAAAAGAUCACAUCUGUGGAAAGAGGGAGUGAUGACUUUUUAGUUGUCCAGGAUCUUUUCCUCUCUGGUAUGGGUCCAUUUGCAACACCACAUAAUAUACUUCAUAUACACCGCUACGCUCCGAAUGAUAUCACUGCUCAGUGUCGACUUCAAGCUUUUGAAAGACAAAUGAGCUGCACGAAAGAAGAUCGUGGCGAUUCAAAUGUAAGAUAUGGAUGGCUGGGAUCUACUAAGAGUGACAUAGUUAGGAUUCUCAUUAAUGGGUUUGGUAGCACUGGAAAACCUGCCGAGAAGGCAUGCUUGAGUGCUGGUGUUUAUCUCUCCCCAGAAGAUCGAGCCUUUACCAGUGUCGGUCUUUGCGAUGUUGACGAAAAAGCGGUGCAGUAUAUGUUAUUGUGCCGAGUGAUAUUGGGCAACAUGGAAGCUAUCACGCCUGGAUCACAAGAUUCAUUUCCAAGCAGCGAGAUAUAUGAUUCUGGCGUUGAUGAUUGCUCCAACCCAAAGUGCUACGUUAUGUGGCCAUCCCAUGUUAAUACCCACAUUCGUUUAGAAUAUCUUGUUAGUUUCAGGCUUCCCUCAAAAGUUCGAAAUUAUUUACUUGGCUUGAAGGGUUUAUGGUUUCACCCAUCACCAAAGGAAGUUGCUAUGGAUAUUUCUACUCUUCAACCUAUAAUGGGUGAAACUGGUGAAGCACCAACAUCCCCAUGGAUAUCCUUCAGAGUUCUGUUUGCGAUGAUUCAAGAGAAUAUAUCAUCUGUAGCCAGGGAAUUGCUCUUCCAUCAUUAUGAAGAGCUGAAGGAAAACGAAAUAACUCGUGAAGAGAUGGUGAAGAAAAUGAUAAUAAUUGUUGGAGAAAAGUUACUUCUGGAAACCUUAAAGAAACUUCAUUACUGUCCAUCAUUAUGGUAUAAAUCUUCUGUUGAAGUGGUGUCCAGUGAUCCUGCAAGGAUAGCAGCAGAGGAUUCUUCAAGGACAACAGAGGAACACAUAUCCUUGGACAAAGCAACCGGGAAUUGUGCACUAACUCUCGGUAACCUUGGAGAUUCCUAUGCACCAAAUACAUCUCCUGAGAGUUCUGCAGCUCUUAGCUCCAAAGCGUGUGAUACUCUUGCAGUAGGUUUCACACCAAAUGGUGUGCCUGAGACGUCUACUUCUGGUUCCAGAUGCCGGGCUUCCCCAAGUGUGGAACCCAAAGCUAGGGAUUCUCCUAUACAAAUCAUGUCACCUGAGAACUCUGCAAACCAUGGUGCCAAAAAUCAGGAUCCUUUUGCAGCCAGAAUUGCACCUAUAGUUCAUGAUGGCCUUCUGAGGACGUCUUCUGGAAAAUCUGCAUCUCUUGGCGCAGAAGGCUACAAUUGUGUUGCACCAAGCAUGAGACUUUCUAGUUAUCCUUCUGUAGCACCAGCUAAUGUCCCAAGAAUGCGUGGGUCUGUUGCUCCACGUCUCGGUCCUAAGGGCUCUGAAUCUCCUGGACCAAGUUUAGCACUGGGAAAUUCCAAAUGUGUAGGCGUGAAAAGACCGAGUUCUGUGCCAAGAAUGAAAACUGAAGGCCAGGAAUUUCUUUCAUUGAGUAUUGCGCCACAAAGCUCAGCAAUUUAUUCAAGCAAGGGCCCUAGUGAUUUGACUUCUUGUGCCGCACCUCCUGCUCAUGUGCCAGGACAUGGAAAUUCUUCAGCUUUGAGCACUGAAGCCUGUGAUUCUCUGGCGCUGAGUAUUGCAUCAAAACGCCAUGAUCCCCCAGCAGCAAGCAAUAACGAGCCAAAACGCCAUGUGACUCAAACAUCGCCUACAGUGUCAGAAAGCCAGCACUGUCAGGCGCAGAGUGCAGCCACCAAGGGUUAUACUGCUCCCACACCUACAGCAACAGUGGAGUUGGAGAACCAGGCUGUACAAUUCGGACCCCUGAAUAAGCCACCUGUGCCAGCCAUCACUGAGCCAGGCAGCAACGUCGCCCAGGCGGCUGAUAUCCUCGUUGCCCUGUCAACUCCGCGAGAGAAGGGCAAGUAGAAGAGGGGAACACAGCCGUUUGCGCCGAUGAUGGUCCCGUUUUGAAUCUCUUUUGCAUGUACAUGUAAUGUUCACCCGUUCCAUGUGCUGGAGCUGAGGGUGACGGGUUGCCGUUGUUGUACAGGCGGGUGUACUCCUGUAGGUCAGGUGUAAAAACCAGUGGGAUCUGCUGUCUAGUUUUGCUUAAUCUGUAGGAGGGUACAUAUCGGUCACCCUGUCGACUCUGAACA
Messenger RNA from Lolium rigidum, 3088 nucleotides. RefSeq lists its product as uncharacterized. The transcript has 9 exons. Gene Ontology annotation, molecular function: NAD+ poly-ADP-ribosyltransferase activity. NCBI's taxonomy places the organism in Eukaryota, Viridiplantae, Streptophyta, Magnoliopsida, Poales, Poaceae. The record is from RefSeq and is a predicted model, not a curated record. The coding region runs from base 252 to 2858 and encodes 868 amino acids.